Pleuronectes platessa (European plaice) is the source of this 3205-nucleotide messenger RNA. RefSeq names its product CLN8 transmembrane ER and ERGIC protein (gene cln8). Gene Ontology annotation, biological process: lipid homeostasis. The record is from RefSeq and is a predicted model, not a curated record. Gene Ontology annotation, cellular component: endoplasmic reticulum; membrane. NCBI's taxonomy places the organism in Eukaryota, Metazoa, Chordata, Actinopteri, Pleuronectiformes, Pleuronectidae. The coding region runs from base 268 to 1137 and encodes 289 amino acids. The transcript is spliced from 3 exons.
GGUCACAUGACCAAAUUGAAGUCGUAUGAUUUGAGUUUUUGUUGUGAGGCUGUUUGUGUCUUCGUCUCUCUGCUCGGACGAGUUCAGGGGAAUCGUCUCUGCGCAGAAUGAACCUCACAGAAGCUCGCUAGUGUUCGUUGUUCUGCACGUGACCCGCACGCCAUGCACGUGCCACGCUCUGCUCACAGACCCACCCGCAGCUGAGCCCCCCCACCCCACUAAAUUCAACUUAGAGCUCCAGUGUCCCCCCUCCCCACCAUCACCAUCAUGGAUCCAGACCCGCAGCCCAGCCCUCUGCUCUCCCAGCCCAGUGCGGAGUACUUCCAAUGGGACCUUCGCCUCCAGCUCAUCGGCCUGGGAUUCAGCUUCUAUGCAGCAGUCUUCCUCCUCUCUCACCUCAUGUCCCUGGCUCUGUCCCACACCUACAAUUCGCUCCCCGCCAAGGAGAAGGUCUUCUGGAACCUGGCAGCCACCCGGGCGGCGUUCGGCAUCCAGAGCACCGUGGCCGGUCUCCGGGCGCUGACUGAGCACUCCAAUUUGACCAGAGACAAAGUGAGAGGACAGGAGGACUGGUCGUGGUUUAACGUCCUCACAGCCACGGGGUUCUUCAUGUUUGAGAAUUUUGCACUACACGCCUCCAGUGUGGCAUUCAGGUCAUUCGACCUCCCACUGGCGACACACCAUUUCUUCGCCCUGUCAGGGUAUGCGGGGGCGGUGGUGUGGGACUCCCUUGGCCACUACCUGCCGAUGGUUACGCUGCUGCUGGAGAUAAGCACGCCGUUCACCUGUAUAUCCUGGAUGUUACUGAAGGCCGGCUGGGCAAGCACCCUGAUCUGGAGAGCUAACCAGUGGGUGAUGAUCCACAUGUUCCACUGUCGCAUGGUGCUCACCUACCACCUCUGGUGGGUAACCUUCACCCACUUGGGGGAGAUGAUCACCCACGUGGCCCUGCCCCAGCUCCUGCUUUUCUUCACUGGACUUGCUCUGCUUACGCUCAUCAUCAACCCCAUCUGGACGCACAAGAAGACCAUGCAGCUGCUCAAGCCUGUGGACUGGAACUUUGAAAACAAGCCAGAUACCUUAAACAGGGAUGCGGACGGCCAGUCUGGGGUUUCCAUCAAACCUCAUGCCAGCUGAAGGCAACUGAGGAGGUCCUUUCUUAUCUGACCGAUGCCAUGUUUGCUUUUACUUGUUAUUCUUUUAUGACGGGUGUUUGAAGUUACUUUUAACAUGAGGAUAGUAAAAUGGAUAUUUUCAAGGCUCAUUAUUUUUAAAACAACACAAUCUAGUUCAUACAACGGCUUUGAAAUCAUUGCGGAUCUUGAGUGUAGCCGAGAGCAAUUCUUACAUUGUGUUGCUUUUGUCUCUCCUCUGAAACCCACCUAGAUAAACAUUGCCUCCCAUCAGGUUUUACUUUCUGACAGUUUUCAUGUAGGUUUUAGUUUUUUUAUAAUCUUAAGAAAAGACAAUUUUUUUUUACAUCUGGUUUGCUCUUCAAAGGUAUGUGUGGUUGUGCAAGGCAGUGGAAUGGGUCCCUGCUUGAAUGUGUCACCUUCAAACACCGGAUUGUUAAAGAUCCAUUCUACCAUUUUAAGAAAAGUUUAUUCACAGGAGGGCAAAUAAGCAAGAUAGCAAAUCUAGCAUAAAAAAUUGAAUCCUGUUUACUCUAAAGAAAAAUCCACCCACAGAGUUAACUGAUUUGACUUAUUGUGCAAAAGAAAUGUUAGUGUUGUCAGACCGUUUGAAGCUACUGUACACUUACAGUUUUUUGCGAUUUACAUCCUGUCGUGUUCGAGGAGGUGUUCCACUGUUAAUCUCUGUGCAGACACAGCUGCUUCUGGUUAGCUGCUGUUUAUAGUUAAGUCCUGUUAGGCUGUCAGUGAAAGACGACCAGUAGUAACACGUCGUCAGCUCGGGGGAGACAUGACAUGAGAGUAGAGGUUAUGCUCCUUCAAAGUAGUCAUCAAACGACUCUGCCAUAAAGUCACGUCAAGAAUGUGGUCUUUGUCUUCCGGGGCUUUUACAACGGAUAUUCAGCUCUUAUUGGGCAGCGUAGGAAAGAAAAUUGAAUUAUGCUUAAAGCAUUAGGUUCUGAAGGUUAUUCAUUAGCGCUAGUGAAUACUAAAUGAAUAAUGGCAUGAGUCCAAUCCUGAUUCUCAUUCAGAGUGAACUAUUUAUCGUGGCCAUGAUAGAAGGUGCCUUUAAUGAAUCUUCUUUACGGUUGGAAAAAAAAUUGGGGCCUGUUCCCUCCACAAAGGCUCUUUUGUUCAGAAUGGAGAUGUAAUGUGACAAAAUGGAAGCAGUAUUGAUGCAGAAUAACCAUGAAAGCAUGCUGGUUCCUGGUUUCACACUGAUAAUAAUUUGAAUUAGAAAUGUUUGGAUAUAGUUUAUGCUUAUUCCAACUCAACCCGCAUCAAUAUUUCAAUACGUGUUUUUGUUUUUCUGCACAAUGUCAUCAUUGUUCUUGGCCUUAAGUGUUUGAUGUGUAUGUCACAGAAAAUUAGCAUUUAAAUGUCAAACUUUCAGAUCUUUCUACCAUCUGUCACAUUUCUCAGUGCAUUGCCUGUAUCUGUAUUGUUACUGUACCUCAUAACUAAUUAUGUUAAUAAGGACUCAUGUAUUUUACACUGUUGGUGACUGAAUUGAGCUCAAUUCAACAAGCUCAAUUAGUAGCAUUUUUGGAAAUAGUGUCAUCAGAUCCGUUAUACACAUGUGAAGUAAUCAUGUGAUCUCUUACCUUAUGUGUGAGCCUAAAAAUGACCAACAGCAUAUAUUCUAUUUACACUCUGCAUUUUCAUUUGUUUUUAUGAGAGCUUAGUUACAGUGUACUGUAUUAUAAUGGGAUGGGUGGGUGGUGGUAUAAGCUCCAUAGCAUUCAACAUCCUGUUUGUGUUUUAGUCUGAGUUGCACACUGUCUACUCUCAAACAGAAUUGUUUCCAUAGGUUUUGGUCAUACUUGAAUGUUUCAUGGUGGUGCAUCUGCCUGUAGGUGGCAGCAUGACAGAAAAUAUGCAUCCUAGGUUUUGGUUUGACCACACAUGAGUUUGACACACUUUUUUUCCACUUCAGGGUUUAUUGACUCCAAAUCAUACAGUGGUUUUAACGGGCUUGUUUUAAAAGUUGUCUUAUUAAAGUAAACUGUUGAAGAUGAGUUAUUUUCCUUUUUUUGGUAACAUUCAAUAAAACCAAGUAAUAUGAGAAAAAA